AUUACUGUUAAAUUAGCAUUCAAGUUAGUUCUAAGAACUACGAGAUAAAUCAGUUGUUGAGUCACUGAUUUGUCAAGAAUGGAUAGAAAAGGCAGAACUUGUUCUUGUCCCCUUGCUACGGCAAUACUUAUGACUGCACUUGGGUUCAUUCUGGUCGCUUUUGGACUUUCUUCAUUAGCAUUAUUUCCCUAUAUUAUAGAUAACCAGAUAAGAGAUAAACUACCGCUCAAGAAUACUAGCUCUUCGGGUAAAAAUUGGGAGAAGCCACCAGUUCCUGUUUAUAUGGAAUUCUGGUAUUGGAAUUGUACAAAUCCAGAAGAAUUUAUAGCCGGUAAGGAAAAGGCUAAUAUGACACAGAUUGGUCCUUUUGUAUACUUAGAAAUAAGAGACAAGCGAAAUUUAUCUUUUAAUGCAAAUGGCACAAUUUUUUAUAGAGAAGAUAAAGCAUAUGUAUUUCAGCCUCAGUUAUCUAAUGAGCAAAUUGACAAUGAAGUUAAUGUCAUAAACCUACCAUUGCUGACAGUGUUGGCUAAAUUAAAUGGGUCUAUUUCGAGUAGUUUUCUUCAAAUCGGUGUUAAAACAAUAUUGGAAGAUAUACAUAUAAAUUUAUUCGAAAGACAUACAAUUCGCGAAUUUUUUUGGGGUUAUAAAAUACCAAUCAUUGAUAAAUUGGCUGAGGAUAUUGAAAAAUUAAUUAAAAAGUUUCCAAUAUUAAAAGCAUUCUUAAAGAAAUUCGAAGAGGAACUGAAAACAAUGGAAACAUUUGGAAUAUUUUACAUAGGUAAAGCAAUAAAUGGUACUGAUGAUGGUGUCUACGAAAUUAUGUCGGGUACGAAAAAUAUAAAUGAAAUUGGUCAAUACGUAACGUAUAAUUAUAAUAAAUAUUUACCAUAUUGGAACACACGGUAUUGUAACAUGUUAAAUGGUUCUGAUGGUUCUCUAUAUCCGCCUGGAGUGACCAAAAAUUCUUCACCUUGUGUGUUUACUGGAGAUUUGGGUCGUUCAAUAUGCACCACUUAUGAAAGCGAAACCAACCUUAAGGGAAUAAAGCUAUACCGUUUUACUGCCCCGUUUCACACUUUGGGAAAUAUUACCAUUAAUCCGGAUAAUAGGUGCUUCUGUACACCUGGAUGCCUUGAUUCAGGAGUUUUAAAUAUAUCAAGAGUUAGAGCCGGUGCUCCACUUGUUGUCUCUCAGCCCCAUUUCUUUCAAGCAUCCACAAAAUAUAUCUAUGGUGUUAAUGGAAUGACCCCAAAGUCAGGUGAACAUCAAACAUUUCUAGAGAUUGAACCAAAUACUGGUGUUUCUAUGAAUGUUGCUAAGAAGAUUCAAAUAAAUGCUUAUCUGACUAAAAUAGGACAAUAUGGAAUAUUGCAAACAGAAAAUAUCGACACGCCAGUGAUUUUCCCAUUAUUUUGGUUAAAUGAAAGUGCUAAAGCUGACGAUAAAGCUAUAAAUUUGAUGAAGCAAGAAGCAAUUACUCCCAUGAAGAUAUUGGGAAUUUUAAGAUGGUUUUGCAUUGGUUUAGGAUGCCUUUUCCUUCUUAUAUCUUGUUUCAUUUUCUUUUCAUUAUACAUAAAAAGACAGGACAAAUAUCAAAAUCUCAUCGAUGAUAGAGAGGUUCUUACCGAAGAAUACGCAGAUUCAACGUCGAUAAAGAGUAAUGAAAUUGAAACUUGA
Messenger RNA from Dimorphilus gyrociliatus, 1680 nucleotides. The record is from the annotation of a GenBank genome assembly. NCBI's taxonomy places the organism in Eukaryota, Metazoa, Annelida, Polychaeta, Dinophilidae.